Fonsecaea monophora is the source of this 477-nucleotide messenger RNA. Its product is annotated as V-type ATPase, G subunit. NCBI's taxonomy places the organism in Eukaryota, Fungi, Ascomycota, Eurotiomycetes, Chaetothyriales, Herpotrichiellaceae. Bases 1 to 477 code for a protein of 158 amino acids. The transcript has 4 exons. The record is from RefSeq and is a predicted model, not a curated record. Gene Ontology annotation, biological process: proton transmembrane transport. Gene Ontology annotation, molecular function: proton-transporting ATPase activity, rotational mechanism. Gene Ontology annotation, cellular component: vacuolar proton-transporting V-type ATPase complex.
AUGGUUCGUAUCUGUCCCUCCAACGGCGUUACGUUUAUGCUAAUGCCGAUCCAGUCUGCCCAAAACUCGGCGGGCAUCCAAACCCUGCUGGACGCAGAGAAAGAGGCUCAGAAGAUUGUCCAGAAAGAGAAUGUAAGCUUUGACAGCUCUCCGCUGUCUAGCGUAUAUCGGAUCAGUCUAACGCGCCCCUUUUCUUCGCCAGAUCGGACAAAGAGGGUAAAGGACGCCAAAACGGAAGCUCAGAAGGAGAUCGAGGAAUAUAGGAAGAAGAAGGAGGAAGAGUUCAAGAAGUUUGAGGCCGAGCAAUCAAGCGGGAACAAGAAGGCCGAAGACGAUGCCAGCAAGGACGCAGAGGCCAAAGUGAAGGAGAUCGACCAGGCGGGCAAGAAGGCAGGCGCCAAAGUCAUCGAAGACCUAAUCAAAACCGUCAUGUCUCCUCAUCCUGAAGUGCCGGAUAAGAUCUCGCGGGAAGACUAA